This is a messenger RNA of Cutaneotrichosporon oleaginosum, 3216 nucleotides long. RefSeq lists its product as uncharacterized. The record is from RefSeq and is a predicted model, not a curated record. Gene Ontology annotation, molecular function: hexosyltransferase activity; UDP-glycosyltransferase activity. Gene Ontology annotation, biological process: carbohydrate metabolic process. NCBI's taxonomy places the organism in Eukaryota, Fungi, Basidiomycota, Tremellomycetes, Trichosporonales, Trichosporonaceae.
AUGAGGACAGACAAACCCUCGACGCUCAGCUCCGAGAGCACCGGACUGUCACUGAGCGCCGACACCGAUCGCGCUCCCACACCUGUCCCGGUCCCCUCCUCCGCCGCCUCCGCUGCGACCCUCGCUCCCGCCACCGCCUCUACACCCGCCACCGCACCCCAAGCCCCCUCUCUCGUUCCCCCAGAGGCGGCGGAGUCGCGCCCGUCGAUGGACGCCGGCGUCACCGCCGAGCUUUCCGCGCCAACCAACGAGUCACUACGCGACAAGAACGAUUUGGCCAGCUCUGACGCCAUGGACAACUCCAAGGGGAACAAGGACAGAUCCAAAGGCCCUUACCAGUCCCCCGCUCCUGCAGCCCGCGUCCCGGCUCUCGGUGUCAACGACGUUGUGCCCCCAAGCUACGAUGCGGCGUGCGCCGACCCCGCCGACGACGAAGUCCCCUACAACCCCGCCGAAGACAUGCACUGGGCGACGCGCGUGAACUCUGAAGGCCGGAUCGACGUGGAUGUCGACCUCGCAUCCGUCCCCACCGUUCCCCCGAGCGAAUACGGCGGCGAGCUAGACCUGGACACGCUACGUUCCGACGAGUGCCCGCCGCUCAACAUCGUGAUCUUCAUCGUCGGCUCGCGCGGCGACGUACAGCCCUACCUUGCGCUGGCACUCGAGCUGAUCCGCACGCGCGGGCACCGUGUGCGCAUAGCGACGCACGCAGUCUUCGCCGAGCUGGUCCAACAAGCCGCGGCGCGCCUCGACACGCCCUGCCUCGACCACUACGAUAUCGGCGGCAGCCCCGAAGAGCUGAUGAGCUACAUGGUGCGCAACCCCGGCCUCGUGCCGGGCCUGAGCGCGCUCGCGAACGGCGACAUCUCGCGCAAGCGGCGCAUGGUCAAGGAAAUGCUUGUGGGGUGCUACCUCUCCUGCUUUUCGCGGGGCGGCGACGACUUUGCCGCCGACGCAAUCAUCAGCAACCCGCCGGCGUUCGCACACAUCCACGUCGCCGAGGCCCUCGGCAUCCCCCUCCUCAUGUCGUUCACCAUGCCGUGGACGCCUACCACGGCGUUCCCGCACCCCCUCGUCGCAGCCAACAGCGCCUCGGACCGCAGCUUGAACAACUACGCCUCCUUCCUCCUCGCCGACGCGCUGAUGUGGCAGGGCCUCGGCGACCUCAUCAACCACUUCCGCUACGCGGUGCUCGGCCUGCGCCCGCUGACGCUCACGAGUGGCCCGCUGGUGCUGCAGCGCCUCCAAAUCCCCUACACGUACGCGUGGAGCGAACACCUCCUCCCAAAACCGAAGGACUGGGAGAGGAACAUGGACGUCGUGGGCUUCUACACCAUGGACAGUGAUACGGAGUACAGUCCCGACGCCGCGCUCGCCGCCUUCCUCGCAGCCGGCGAGCCCCCCGUGUACUUUGGCUUCGGCUCGGUGGUUGUCGACAAACCCGACCAGCUGACAAGUACGCCCCUCGCAUGCGGCGCUGACGCAGACAUCAUCUUAAACACGGUGGCGCGCACCGGCAUCCGCGCGCUAAUCAGCGCCGGAUGGGCGGACCUCGGCGCCGACAACCUCCCGCCGGGCGUGCACGUCAUCCGCGGCAACGUGCCGCACGACUGGCUCUUCGCGCGCGUCUCCGCCGUCUGCCACCACGGCGGGGCGGGGACGACCGCGGCCGGCCUGGCGCUCGGCGCGCCGACAAUCGUCGUCCCCUUCUUCGGCGACCAAUGGUGCGGCUCCGCCUGCAUUUCUGACGCAAGGUUCUGGGGCAACGCAGUACACCAUGCGGGCGCGGGCCCCGCGCCCGUGCCGUACGCCGCGCUGACGGUCGACGCGCUCGCGGCCGCGGUGGGCGUCGCGCUCGCGCCCGAGACGCGCGCGGCCGCGCGCCGCAUCGGCGCACAGAUACGGCGCGAAGACGGCGUCGCAGACGGCGUGCGCAGCUUCCACUCCCACCUCCCACUCUUGAACAUGCGGUGUGAUGUCGACGAGACGCGGGCGGCGCUGUGGUGGUGCGAGGCGACGCAGACGCGUCUCAGCGGACGCGUGGCCGCCGUGCUCGUCGACGAGCGCAUACUGGCGUGGCGCGACCUCGUGCCGCAUCGCGCGGUCGACUACGACUCGUCGCGGCACUACACGGACCCGUUCGCGAGUUUCGGGCAGAGCGUGCUGAACCUCGGCGCGAUGAGCGUCGGGAGUGCCGGCGAGCUGUUCUACGCCCCCGCGCGCGGCCUCGGCGGCCUCGUAUGGGGCGUGCCAAAAGCGUCCUUUGACGUCGUCUCCUCCCUGCAGGAAGGCCUGGAAAACGUGCCGGGCAUGAUGGGCGCACACGCGCGGCGGCGCGGCAAAGUCGACUCGCUCGCCGCGGGCGUGCAAGAGGGCGCAAAAGGCCUCGCGUUCGGGCUGUACGACGGCCUCACGGGCCUCGUCACCGAACCCUAUCGCGGCGCGGUGCGCGGCGGCGUCGACGGCCUCGUCAAAGGCGCAUUCAAUGGCGUCGUGUCCCUCGGCCCGCGCCUCGCGGGCGCCGGCCUCGGCCUCGUCGUGCAUCCCGCGACGGGCGCGUUUCGCGGGCUGCGCACGCGCCUCGGCAACGCCGGGCUGCUCGAGCGCAGCGUGUUGUCGGGCCCGCGGCAGGCGGCGAGCGCGGCGGCCGCGCGCGGCGUGAGCGCGCGCGAGCGCGCGGAGAUUAUUACGGCGUGGGCGCGGCUGUGCGCGCCGUCCGCGACGGAGGCGCGGCGCGAGGAGCACGAGGCGCGGCGCGCGGCCAACGAGCGCAGGCUGCUCGCGAGCGUGCGCGGGGGCGAGAGCCCGACCGCCAAGGCUCAGGCCAAGGAGGCGUCGUUGGCCUCGCUUGCCACGCGCGGGAGCGGGCGGUCGGGCAGUGACGCGCUUAGUACCGCCUCGACGCGCGAAAAGGCUGCACGGUGGGUUGAGGUGCACGCGAGACCGCAGGGCCCGGGGUCCGAGACGAGGGAGAGCUCCGCUACGCCCCCGAGUGCCAGCACCGCUGACGUCGCGCACGCGGGCACGGAGCGGUGGGAUAGCGAAUCAGGCUUGGGGAUCGGAUCGGGUACGACGUCGACUGCGGCGUCGACUGUCGAGUCAGCGGAGAGGAGACCGUUGUGGAAGAGCAAAGAGCGCAAGGCGAAGAACAGGAGCCGUAACUAGGUCAGAGUCGUAAGGAGGUCAGAGAGACAUGAUAUGCACGCUUCUCAUGCC